Messenger RNA from Paramisgurnus dabryanus, 805 nucleotides. RefSeq names its product POP7 homolog, ribonuclease P/MRP subunit (gene pop7). Gene Ontology annotation, cellular component: nucleus; ribonuclease MRP complex; nucleolar ribonuclease P complex. The record is from RefSeq and is a predicted model, not a curated record. NCBI's taxonomy places the organism in Eukaryota, Metazoa, Chordata, Actinopteri, Cypriniformes, Cobitidae. Gene Ontology annotation, biological process: tRNA 5'-leader removal. Gene Ontology annotation, molecular function: nucleic acid binding.
GGAAGCCGUUCCGGUGUUGGUGAAAUCAUUUCCGGGACACAAAAACAGGCGCAACGCUAACACGCAGACGGUUUGUUAUUUACCAGGUGUAAAUCGUACAAUUUGGAGACAAUCGCUGCAAAUCGCAAGCAUUAAUAAUCUGUUGACAUGGCCGAGCCACGAAGUCCGGUGUCCGCAUCUGUACCCCACAAUCCGAUCGCGAUGCCCACCCCCGAGGGCUCUUCUCUGGAGAUGGACCCGAUGGAGUACACUCUCCGCAAGCGCUUGCCCCGCAAACUGCCCAAACGGCGGAACGACGUCUAUGUCAAUAUGAAAACGGACUUCAAAGCCCAGCUGGCGAGGUGUCAGAAACUUCUGGACACUCACAGGGAAAUCUGUAUACACGGGUUGGGACUGGCGAUCAACCGGGCCAUUAACAUCGCCCUGCAGCUUCAGACGUCCAGCCAGGGUGCGCUGCAGCUGGCGGCCAACACAUCCACAGUUGAGCUGAUCGACGAUCUGGAGCCUGAAGAUCCGGAUGAGGCGGGAGAGCCGCUCACACGCACCCGCAAUAAUUCGGCCAUCCACAUCAAAGUGUUUUAUCCAAGUGCGUAAAGCCAGGAUCUUUUUCAUUUAAAGUGAAGCAAGGACUUCAUGAACAUUAUUUAAUCUCGAUGUUGUGAAUCGGUGCUGUUUAAUGUUAUGCCUUUACGUAUUACAGAAAAAUGCAUGUGGUCUUUUUUGUUUAUAAAAUGCAAAUGCUUGUUAAUUCAUCAUCCAUGUAAAAUGUACGAUUAUUUAAGUGGAAAGUAAAAAGAAAACCAUA